UAUUAUUCGACGGCUACUUUUUCGGAAGUGGUCCAUCGCGAGCAUAAAGAGAAAGGGGGUAACUGUACAUUCGCCGAUGCUCUAUCAGCAAUUGUCAUGUCGUUGUAUUGUUUCUUUUGACGGUUAAUUAUUAAAUAAUCAACUAUGAAAUGCGGGUUGACAAUUAGGCUUAAGUCGUUCAGUGUUUUGCCUUGGGAGUGGUUGGUUUUGCGAGCAUCAUUUGGCACCCCCCCAAAAAUUACAGAUUUCUCAACGACAGACAUCCACCCAUGGUCGUGGUACGCGCAGACUACCUGACCUAUGUUUUUUGUUUUGACAAUUGUUUUUAUUGGAUAUAACAAACUUCUGUGUUCCGGACAUACACCCACAGGCAUCACUGGACAACAUAAUUGCUUUCUAAAAAAUAUUUUUAGUAUAGUAAUGGUGCGAUAGUUAGAAUAAACCCAUUUUGGUUUCAUUUUAUUUCCAAAAUGAAGCACAGCAUUGAUGCCUUUCUUCACAUGAAGAAUCAGCCAAACAUGAAGUGGAUAGCCUAGUAAGUAGGCUAUUCAGACAGUUUUCUAGACAAUUGUCUGUAUCCUUUCGUGUUCGGUGCUGCCCUUUUGCAAUGAAAAUGAGUAUUGUUUGAGGAUACAAUUCUGUCUCACUGCUCUCGAACCUGGGGUUGCGGGUAGGUUAGGCGUCUAUUGCCUUUGAACACUGGCUAGGCGGUGGAGCGGCCAAUGUCGACUGUUAUCUUCGGUAGAAUAUAACGUUAAUCCUGUACAUACCUACAUACAAACCAAGUUGGCAUUUAGUCUAAUAGAAAGGAUACCUCAGGGACAAUGUCUUCUCGUGCAGCACUACCUGGGAACGAUCGGAAAUCGGACCUCCAUACCUCUCUCUCGACAAGCCGCUCGGAGAAGAGCACCGGUUGGUCGAGCAGAUCACUUGGAGCACGAUGCCGGAACUCUAUCGCCUCAUGUUCGGACGAGCAGCCGCACAUCGGCAACUACCGUCUGCUCAAGACCAUCGGCAAGGGCAACUUCGCCAAGGUCAAGCUGGCCAGGCACAUCUUGACGGGCAAAGAGGUUGCAAUAAAGAUCAUUGACAAAAACCAGCUCAACCCGACCAGCCUACAGAAGCUUUUCAGAGAGGUACGCAUCAUGAAAGGCCUCAACCACCCAAAUAUCGUGCAGCUGUUUGAGGUGAUCGAGACAGAGAAUACGCUCUAUUUGAUAAUGGAGUACGCCAGUGGGGGUGAAGUGUUUGACUACCUCGUGUCCCAUGGGAGAAUGAAAGAGAAAGAGGCGCGGGCCAAAUUCCGUCAGAUUGUGUCUGCUGUACACUACUGUCACCUGAAGAACAUUGUUCACAGGGACCUUAAAGCUGAGAACCUCUUGCUGGAUGCCGACUCCAACAUCAAGAUUGCAGAUUUUGGCUUCAGUAACGAGUUCACCAUGGGCAACAAGCUGGACACGUUCUGUGGCUCCCCUCCCUAUGCUGCUCCGGAGCUGUUCCAGGGGAAGAAGUACGACGGGCCUGAGGUGGACAUCUGGAGCCUGGGGGUCAUCCUCUACACUCUGGUCAGCGGAUCACUGCCCUUCGACGGGCAGAACCUCAAGGAGCUGCGGGAGCGUGUACUGCGGGGGAAGUACCGCGUGCCUUUCUACAUGUCCACCGACUGCGAGGGCAUCCUGCGCAGGUUCCUGGUGCUCAACCCCACCAAACGCUGCACCCUGGAGCAAAUCAUGAACGACAAGUGGAUUAACUCUGGCUACGACGGAGAAGAACUGAAGCCUCAUACAGAGCCCCUGGAGGAUCAUAAUGAUGCCAGCCGCAUCGAGGUGAUGGUGGGGAUGGGUUACACCCGUGACGACAUCAAAGACGCUCUGACCACUCGGAAGUACAACGAGGUCACCGCCACUUACCUGUUACUGGGACGCAUGAAUGAGGUGGAGGGCAGCGAGUCUCGGUCAACCAGCAGUCUGAGCCUGGCGCGGGUACGGCCCAGCACCGUCAUCAACGGCACCAGUAAACACUCCACCUCCUCCACCACCUCCGCCUCGGCCUCCUCCUCCUCCCACAGCAAGACCACCCAGCGCAGCGCCUCCACCUACCACCCCCGCAGGAGGCACAGCGACUUCUGCGGUCCGGCAGCACCCCCGUCCCACCCCAAGCGUAGCCCCAGCAGCGUGGCGGGGGCAGACAGGGAUCUGAAGGAGGAGGGGGGGCGCAUGGCGUCCCGGAAGGUCAGCAGCAGCGUGGUGGGCAGCCGCUCCAUCCAGCCCCCCUCCAGCCCCAUGGUCAGCAGCGCCAACAACCCCAACAAGUCAGAGAUCCCCGACCGCCGCAAGGAGAUUAUCACGGCCACGAACAACGUCCCAGCAAGUGCCAUGAUCCGCCGGAACACGUACGUGUGCACCACGGACCGGAACAGCACAGACAGGCCCUCCCUGCUGCAGAACGGCAAGGAGAACAGCUCCAUUUCCCACCGGCUGCCCCCGGCCUCGCCCUCUACCCACAGCAUCGCUGGGGCCUCGGGGACCUCCUCCUCCGCGGGCUCCCGCCUCACCCGGGGCUCAAGCAUCCGCAGCACCUUCCACGGUGGCCAGCUGAGGGACCGGCGGCCUCCCUCCCACGCCCCUCCCACCUCCCCCACCCUGUCCCACGAUGCCAGCCCCCUGCCCCACGCACGUACCCGAGCCACCUCCAACCUGUUCAGCAAGCUCACCUCCAAGCUCACACGCAGGGUCACAGACGAACCUGAGAGAAUCUGCAGAUCUCCGGUCACAAGUCGCCAUCUACCUGGGCAUCAAAAAGCGGCAGAGCCCCGGACCCCCCGAUGCGGCUGGGAUGUAAGGGUGCGGAGCCCGCGGGACCCGGCGGAGGUGGUGCUGGCGCUGCGCGAGGCGGCCCAGGGCUGCGGCUGCCAGGUCCACCUGGCUGGGCCCUUCCUGCUCUCCUGCACCCACGGGGCGGCCGGCUCACGUGUGGCCUUCGAGGCUGAGGUGUGCCAGCUGCCCGCCGGUCCCGCCGAGACCAGCGGCGUGCGCUUCAAACGCCUGUGGGGGGCGCCGCUCGCCUUCCGGGAUAUCGCCACAAAAGUGUCCAAGGAUCUGGAGCUCUGAGGGCAACAGGGGGUGGGGCAGAGGGCUUCUACACUGGACAGACUGACCGAGGGGGCGGGAGAAGGAGACAGGCUGAACCCGCUACCCCCACUGCCAACCUCGCCUCACCCCCGCCAAAGACCCGCUUCUGGUGCCACACGGACACGCAGGCGCACCGGCACGGACGGCCCGGCCCCGCCACUCACAGACCUAUGACCUAUGAACCCUGCUAAGGCACCUCAAUAUUAUGUGAAUCUAGGGAGUCAAGCAGUUAUUUUUUAAUUCCAUAUUUGCAGAUUAAGAUAUUUUUCGUCAAUGUCGUUAUGAUUAUAUUAUAUUUGUGGUCAUUCCUUUUUAACAGCUGCUAUUUAAAAGGUUUUUAAUUUCAUGUUUUUCUUUUUUUCACUUCAAUGAGCAGUUGACAGACUGAAUGCAUAUUUAAGAAACAAGGGGCCAGCCCUCUCCUAGACAGAACUCCAGGCUAUAGAGCAGGGGUGUCAAACUCAUUUUGCCCUGGACCCCACAUUCGUUCUUCAACAAGGUCCGGACGGCAACACUGAAAAUGUUAUAUUUCCUUGCCGUCAAAAUUUGCCAAAAAUAGUCUAUCCACCCUAUCCAUAAUUUUUUGCAUUUUUGAUGCUCCCUAACUGUCUAGCUUUGAUUUCAGUGAUUAUUAACAAUCUGGACACAAUCAAUAAACUGUAUGAAUGUAGGUCCAUUAUCUUAUCAUUUCUACACGGUUUCGAUUUGGUUGUAGUCAUUUUAAAAUAUUUUCAACAUCACAUUUUAUUUGUCACAUGUACAACAGGUGGCUUACU
Salvelinus namaycush (lake trout) is the source of this 3907-nucleotide messenger RNA. RefSeq names its product MAP/microtubule affinity-regulating kinase 4-like. The transcript is spliced from 17 exons. Lineage: Eukaryota; Metazoa; Chordata; Actinopteri; Salmoniformes; Salmonidae. The record is from RefSeq and is a predicted model, not a curated record. Gene Ontology annotation, cellular component: cytoplasm. Gene Ontology annotation, molecular function: tau-protein kinase activity; ATP binding; protein serine/threonine kinase activity. Bases 825 to 3110 code for a protein of 761 amino acids. Gene Ontology annotation, biological process: microtubule cytoskeleton organization; intracellular signal transduction; protein phosphorylation.